Letharia lupina is the source of this 396-nucleotide messenger RNA. RefSeq lists its product as uncharacterized. The record is from RefSeq and is a predicted model, not a curated record. NCBI's taxonomy places the organism in Eukaryota, Fungi, Ascomycota, Lecanoromycetes, Lecanorales, Parmeliaceae. The transcript has a single exon. The coding region runs from base 1 to 396 and encodes 131 amino acids.
AUGGCCACCACCUCGACGUCGCCACCUGCCGCCAAACUCCUCCCCUCCGACAAACCCAGCGACAUCCGAUACGACCCCCGCACCCACAGCUACACCUGGCCAACGUUCAGCGACCACCGCAGCGGAAACGCCAAAUGGCACCUGCCACGCACCAGGCAGUACGGCAACUGCGUCAUCGAUGUGCGCCUGAACCGCGGCGUGAGGAGCGAGGUGUCGUCUUGGGGGUUUGUCGCACGGGCGGCGAGCAAUGUGAUCACGGAGUGCGUGCAGUGGGGCGGGGGCAGGGGUGGGAAGGGUGCCACAGGCGAGACGGAGAGUAUUGAGGUCACGGUGUAUUCGGUCGUGGCGGAUGGUGCUGGGGUGCUGAAUGGGACGCUGGUAGUGGCGAGUCGCUGA